AUGGUUGAGAAGCUCUUCAAGGCACACGGGCACCUGUGCAUCUUCUUGCCGAAGUACCACCCAGAGCUCAACGCAAUCGAGCGAUACUGGGGGUACAUCAAGCACCUCCUCCGCCUCCACUGCGAGUAUUCCCUUCGCCACAUGCUCCAGGUCUUGCCCGGCGCGUUGAGCGGCGUACCCGCACGGUUUAUCCGCGCAUGGAGCAGGGUGACGUGGCUGUACAUCGGAGCCUACGACGAUGGCCUGGAGGACUACCUCGAGUACCGCGAUCUUAAGGAGUGGGGGAAGCACCGAGAAGCCACCGCCAGGGGAGAUGCCGUGAUUCAGGCGAGGGGGGCGGGGAAGACGCCGGAGCAGAAGAAGGCAGCCGAGGCGAAGGCGCUUGCGGCUGCGCAGGAAGUGCGCAAGAAGUCGAUGGCAGCGACCAGGGAAGCCUUCAACACGUGGACGAGCAAGAGAGCCUCCCGGAAGGAGCAGCUACGGCUGUGGAUUUUGCGCAACACGAUGAAUUUUUUGAGGAAAUGGUUGGGCGGGCACGCUCAGGCGUGA
This is a messenger RNA of Ectocarpus sp. CCAP 1310/34, 549 nucleotides long. Lineage: Eukaryota; Phaeophyceae; Ectocarpales; Ectocarpaceae. The record is from the annotation of a GenBank genome assembly.